Molecule: messenger RNA, 1526 nt
Organism: Ceutorhynchus assimilis (cabbage seed weevil)
Lineage: Eukaryota; Metazoa; Arthropoda; Insecta; Coleoptera; Curculionidae
Source: the annotation of a GenBank genome assembly
CUUGGCACGUGCGUCACGUUUGACAGCUGUUCUAUCACUCUAAUGUUUAUUUUGUUGUUUUAAAUUUUCUUUAAAUUAAAAUUUAGGAACAAAAUGGGUAAACUUAAUGUAAGUUUGAUGAGAUACCUCACCCCCGAGGAUUUUAGAGUCCUUACAGCGAUAGAAAUGGGUAUGAAAAAUCACGAACUAGUCCCAGGCCCUAUGGCAGCCUCCAUAGCCAAUUUACAACACGGUGGGGUGCAUAAGCUUUUACGAGAACUUUGCAAACAUAAAUUGUUGAGCUACGAAAGAGGAAAAAGAUACGACGGUUAUCGCCUCACUAAUUCUGGCUAUGAUUAUUUAGCUCUGCAUUCUUUGACUAAGCGUAAUGUCGUAGCAUCGUUUGGGAAUCAAAUUGGUGUUGGAAAGGAGAGUAAUAUCUAUAUUAUAGCGGACCCAGAAGGACAAGAAAUAUGUCUUAAGUUGCACAGGCUUGGACGUGUUUGUUUUAGAAAGGUUGCUGAGAAGAGGGAUUAUCAUAAACAUAGGAAAUCAGCUUCAUGGUUAUACCUAUCCCGAAUAUCAGCCACAAAAGAAUACGCCUAUAUGAAAGCACUUUAUGACAGAAAAUUCCCAGUUCCAAAACCAAUUGAUUUCAACAGGCAUUGUGUUGUAAUGGAACUAGUGCAAGGAACUCUUCUUAAUCAUGUAAUGGAAGUGAGCGAUGUAGAAGCACUCUAUGAUGACUUGAUGAAUCUUAUUGUAAGAUUUGCUGAUUCCGGAGUGAUUCAUGGCGACUUUAAUGAAUUUAAUAUUAUCUUAACUCCAGAAGACAAACCAAUAAUUAUUGAUUUCCCACAAAUGAUGUCCACACAACAUGCAAAUGCUGAAAUGUUUUUCGAGAGAGAUGUUAAUUGUGUUAAGGAAUUUUUCAAGAAAAGAUUCAAUUUUGAAAGUGAAACUUUUCCUAAAUUCUCUGAUAUUGAAAGGAUGGAUACAUUAGAUGCAGAAGUUUUAUGUACAGGCUUUACCAAACAGAUGGCUAAAGAUAUAAAUUUGGAACUUGGACUUGAAAGUGAUGAAGAAGAAUCGGAUUCUGAAAAAGAAGAAGAGUUUCAUGAUUCUGUGGACAAAAUUGAAGAAAUAUCUGAGAUUCAAGAACCAUCUAAUUCCUAUUCCACAAUUGAAACUAUUAUGCACCAAAUGAAAAAUACCAAAAAUUUGCCAGAUUCAGAUGAAGUAAAAUCUCAAAAUUCAGACAAUUUCAGUUCACUUGAAGAUCUUGAAGACUUUGAAUCAAGAAGUGUGAGAUCCACAGCCACUACAAUCCAUCCUGACGAAAUUAAAAGAAGAAUGAAAAAACAGUUGGAGGCAAAAGAUAAGAGGAAUCAAAGAAAAAGGUGCGUUGCAAAGGGCGAAGCUAAUGCUGUUACCAGAGUGAGGAGGGAAAAUAGGGACACUGUGAAGCAGAGUAAAGGUAUUUGGGGUUAUGAAUAAGACAUUGUUGUUCUAAUUUUUCCAUAAAUAAAAAUUUAUUUAGUUUUGAA